This is a messenger RNA of Amphiprion ocellaris (clown anemonefish), 2830 nucleotides long. RefSeq names its product CDC5 cell division cycle 5-like (S. pombe) (gene cdc5l). Bases 154 to 2592 code for a protein of 812 amino acids. The record is from RefSeq and is a predicted model, not a curated record. Gene Ontology annotation, biological process: regulation of transcription by RNA polymerase II; mRNA splicing, via spliceosome. Gene Ontology annotation, cellular component: spliceosomal complex; Prp19 complex. The transcript is spliced from 19 exons. Lineage: Eukaryota; Metazoa; Chordata; Actinopteri; Pomacentridae. Gene Ontology annotation, molecular function: DNA-binding transcription factor activity, RNA polymerase II-specific; RNA polymerase II transcription regulatory region sequence-specific DNA binding.
AUGCAUUGCGUCGCCGCCGUUGAGGUGAAUGUUAGAUGCUCACCUUAGCGCUCUGCUUGUAGUUUUGUUUUAGAGAAUAAAGCGAACGUUUUUGGAAAAACACAAUCACUUCUUACAUUUCACUGAAGCGGGAAACACCGACAGGCCGCCAAGAUGCCGCGAAUUAUGAUCAAAGGAGGCGUCUGGCGCAACACGGAGGAUGAGAUCCUCAAGGCAGCGGUGAUGAAAUAUGGGAAAAACCAGUGGUCUCGUAUCGCCUCACUGCUGCACCGCAAGUCUGCCAAACAGUGUAAAGCUCGAUGGUAUGAGUGGUUGGAUCCCAGCAUCAAGAAGACAGAAUGGUCCAGAGAAGAGGAGGAGAAGCUGCUUCACUUGGCCAAGCUGAUGCCGACUCAGUGGAGAACCAUCGCUCCCAUCAUCGGACGGACUGCUGCCCAGUGUCUGGAGCACUACGAAUACCUGCUCGACAAAGCAGCACAAAGAGACAAUGAAGAGGAGGUGGGAGACGACCCCAGAAAGUUAAAACCAGGAGAAAUCGACCCAAAUCCUGAAACUAAACCAGCCAGACCCGACCCUGUGGACAUGGAUGAAGAUGAGCUGGAGAUGCUGUCUGAGGCCAGGGCUCGUCUGGCCAACACCCAGGGAAAGAAAGCCAAGAGGAAGGCCAGAGAGAAGCAGCUGGAGGAAGCCAGGCGGCUGGCUGCUCUGCAGAAACGCAGAGAGCUGAGAGCGGCAGGAAUCGAUGUGCAGAAGAAGAGGAAGAAGAAGAGAGGAGUCGACUACAACGCUGAAAUCCCCUUCGAAAAGAAACCUGCACCGGGUUUCUAUGACACCAGCAUGGAGCAGUAUGAUGCUCUGGAGCCAAACUUCAAACGGCUCCGACAGCAGCACCUGGAUGGAGAAUUACGCAAUGAGCGCGAGGAGAGGGAGAGGAAGAAAGACAAGCAGAAGAUCAAGAAGAAGAAAGAAAGCGACCUGCCGUCUGCCAUCCUGCAGACCAGCGGAGUCGCCGAGUUCACCAAGAAACGCUCCAAGCUGGUCUUACCUGCACCUCAGAUCAGUGAUGCUGAGUUGGAGGAAGUCGUCAAACUGGGCGUCGCCAGUGAAGUCGCCCGUCAGGCUGCUGAGGAGAGUGAAAGUGGAAACUCGGCCUCCUCGACCCUCCUGUCGGAGUACAGCGUCACCAACACCAUGACGACAGGACUACGAACCCCACGAACCCCCGCUGCACAGGACCGGAUACUGCAGGAAGCCCAGAACCUGAUGGCUCUGACCAAUAUCGACACGCCUCUGAAAGGAGGCCUGAACACGCCGCUGCACGAGAGCGACUUCAGCGGAGUGACGCCUCAACGGCAGCAGAUUCAGACGCCCAACACCGUCCUCAGUACACCGUUCAGAACUCCUGGACCCGGUCAAGGCUCAGAGGGAAUGACGCCUCAGGCUGGAGGUGCGAUGACCCCACGAGGGGCCGCGACCCCCGGUUUGACCCCCGGUCGCACACCGCUGAGAGACAAACUGAAUAUCAACAGCGAGGAGCAGCUGACCGACCCAGCAUACGGAAAACAUGUGCAAAGAGAAAGUCUGCAGCAGCUGAGGCAGGGCCUGAUGUCACUUCCUGUUCCUAAGAACGACUUUGAGAUCGUUCUUCCGGAGAAUGCGGAGAAGGAACUCGAAGAAACAGAGACGGAGACGGGAUUCGUAGAGGACUCAGCCGACAUCGAGGCUCGCAAGCAGGCUCAGCGGGAUGCGGAAAGAGAGAAGGAGCUGAAGCUGAGACACACUGCUGUUCAGAGGAGUUUACCCAGACCUACUGAGGUGAAUGAAUCGGUGCUGCGUCCGGCCUCCAUGGAGCCGCUGUCCGACCUGCAGCUGGCCGAGGAGCUCAUCAAGCAGGAGAUGAUCACGAUGCUGCACCACGACUGUCUGCACCAUCCGUCGUCCAGCUCGGCCAAUCAGCUGCAGCGAGGCAAGAACAGAGGCCCCGCCUCCACGUCCAACAACGCGUCGCACAUCGCCUACCUAGAGACGCACACCUACAAGCCGGUCAGCACCGAGGACAUGGAGCAGGCGAAGGCUCUGCUGGCGUUAGAGAUGGAGGUGGUGAAGGCAGGAAUGGGCCACGGCGACCUGAGCAUGGAGGCCUACAGCCAGGUGUGGGAGGAGUGUUACGGACAGGUGUUGUAUCUACCUGGUCAGAACAGGUACACCAGAGCAAACCUGGCAUCAAAGAAAGAUCGAAUCGAGAGCCUGGAGAAGAAGCUGGAGGUGAAUCGAGGUCACAUGACGGCUGAAGCUCGACGAGCAGCGAAACUGGAGAAGAAGCUGAAGAUCCUGCUGGGAGGGUUUCAGUCCAGAGCUCUGGGACUCCUGAAGCAGCACAACGAGCUCUGGGAACAGGUGGAGCAGGCGGCCACAGAGCUGCAGACCUUCAAUCAGCUCAAGAAACAGGAAGACACAGCAAUUCCCCGCAGACAAGAGGCUCUUCGGGAGGACGUGGAGAGGCAGAUGGAGAGAGAGAGGGAGCUCCAGCAGAGAUAUGGAGAGCUGCUGAUGGAGAGAGAAACGCUGAUCAACAGCGCUCAGAAAUACUGACGACACGCUAACAACACGUUAUUCAUUCAUUCAAACACUCGUCAGAAAAACAAACAUUUCUCUGUCUUCGUGUGAACCUUUUAUCACAGCAGACGUCUGAACUUCUGCUUGGAAAAAGGUGGUUUUGAAUCCUCCUGAUUAUUCCACAGAUUAAGCCCCGCCUCCUCAGUCUGAGUAUGCUCAGUCGGACCCUUGUGUUUCUGUAUUAGUGACCAAUAAAGUUUCUUUUCAACGACGA